AUGGACAUAGUCGAUCCUCCAACUGAAAUAGUUCAUCAAGAACAAACAAUUGAAUUAAAAACUGAUGAUUCAACAGAGAAUGAAUCAACAAAUCAUACUCCAAAUAUAGAUAAGACUGAAAUUAUUCCAUCUGAUGUUCCAUUAAAUCCUGACCAAAUAGAAAUAGCUCGUCUUUCAUCUAUAAUCAAUACUCAAACAAAUGAAAUAUCUGAGUUAAAUGCACGUGUUGUUGCAUGUCAACAACAUUAUGAAACAUUUCUAAGUCGUCAAAAAGAAGAAUAUUCACGUGAAAAACAAUCAACUGUUAUGCGUUAUGCUCAAGCUGAAAAGUCAAAAUUAGAUUCGGAUAAACGAUGUGAAAUUUUAGCAACAAAAAAUCAUGAUUUAUUAAAAGAAAAAGAAAAUUUACAAAUAAAAUUAUCAGAAUUUAAAUUAAUGAAUACGAAACUACAACAAGCCUAUGAAAAUAAAUUAAGUGAAUUAACAAUAACAAAAAAAGAAUUAGAAAAAAUCAAAGAAUUAAAUCAAUCAAUUGAUGCUACUUUAAAAUCAACAUUAAAUCAUUUAAAAGGAGAAUCAUCACAAUUAAAAGAACAACGAGAAUCAAAUGAACGACUAAAAAAAGAAUUAAAUGAACAACAUGAACUUAAUGAACAAUUAAAUAUACAAUGUAAACAACUUACAGAAGCUGCUCAAGCAAUACCAACUGAUGAUGAACGUGCACAAGCAUUUGAUGCAUUGCUUAAUGAACAUAAUGCUCUUAAAGUAAAAUUAACAAAUGUUCAAGAUGAAAAUAAAUUAUUUCGUGAAAAACUUAAAUCAUCUGAUGAAGAUCGUUUAGCAUUAGAAAAUGUUAUUGAAAAUUUUCGUCAAAAUACUUUACGUGAAAAAGAUACAAAAAAAAAAUUAUAUGAUGAUUUAUUAGCUGCACGUGAACAAGAUUCUGUUGAAAUAUCACGAUUAAAACAAAUUGAACAACUUUAUAAUCAAACAUUAGCUGAUAAUGCUGAUUUACGACAAUUACUUGAAAAAGAACAUCAAUUACUUGAAUUAACACAAAAAUUAACAGAAAAAAAUUCUAUUUUACAAAGUGAUUAUGAACAACUUCAAAUAUUAUAUAAACAGACAUUUUCAGAUUUUGAAAAUUUUAAAAAAACUAAUGAAGAACAAAAUAAUCAAAUCAUCAAAUUAGAAAAUAUUGAAAAAUCUUUAAAAGAUCAAUUAAAAGAAUUAGAUGAAAAAUAUCAAACAUUAAAUAAAUCAUACGAACAAAGUAUAAAACAAUAUGAUGAUAGUCUUAGAGAAAUUCAAACAUUGAAAAAAAAACAUCAAGCUAAUACAAAAGAUUUAAUUAAACAAUUACAACAAUUACAAAAACUGAAACCUACAAAUAAUAGUAAUGAACAAUCACCUGCUUUACUUACUUGUCAAACAAAAUCUAUUACAAAUAAAGAGAAUUCUAAUGAUAAUAUAUCAAGUCGUGGAUCACCAACAGGUUCAUAUAGUUCAUUGAACGAGAUUACUGCUAGUUCUGUGUCAACACCUGAUCAUGUUCCAUCUCAUCCAUCAAUUUAUCAUCAUCAUCAUCAUCAACAACAACAACAACAACAGCAACAACCACAACAACAACAAGUUUUACCUGAUGAAGAACAAGAAGUAGUUGUUAAUAUUGUUGAUAUUGAUCGUCAAAAAUUAAUUGAUAAAUUAUUAAAACAACAAAAAUUACUUGUACGACGUAAUGAAAAAAUCGAAUUUUUAAAUGAUCAUAUACAAUUAUUAACACAAGAUUUACAAAAUAAACGUAAAAUAAUUCAAACAUAUGCAAUGAAUGAAGAUAGUUUUAUGUAUACAUCAAAUGAAUCAGAUUUAAUUAAACAACAAUUAGCAAAUAAAACUCGAAAUUCAUCAUCAUUAAUGGCAACAUUAUAUAAUCGUGCAACAACAACUGUUAAUCAAACAACAAAUAAACUAUUUGAUCAAUCAUCACCAAUGACACUUGAAACAGCAUUAGAUAUAAUGGGAAAAUUACAAUCAGUUUUAGAAGAUACACUUCUAAAAAAUAUAACAUUAAAAGAAAAUGUUGAUACAUUAAAUAAAACAAUGCCAAUUGUGAAAUCAACUUCAACAGUAAGUGAAUCAACAACAAAUGAAGCACGUGAAGCACUUGAUUGUCUUCAUGAAUUAUCACAAUUACUUAAUACUGGUUUAGAUAAAAAAACAUUAACUGCAUGUGUUAGAUUACUUGAAGCUGGUGUUCAUCCUGAUGCACUUGCUCAAAUUAUUCAAGUUCUUAGAACAGAAACACGACCAACCAAACUUUAA
Molecule: messenger RNA, 2322 nt
Organism: Rotaria sp. Silwood1
Lineage: Eukaryota; Metazoa; Rotifera; Eurotatoria; Philodinida; Philodinidae
Source: the annotation of a GenBank genome assembly